AUGCAAAAUCAGAGCACUGUAACUGAAUUCAUUCUCCUAGGACUUUCACAGAAUCCCAAAAUUCAGAAGAUAGUUUUUAUUGUAUUUUUGUUUAUCUACAUUGCAACUAUUGGGGGCAAUAUGGUUGUUAUAGUGACCAUAAUCUGCAGUCCUACACUGCUGGAAGUUCCCAUGUAUUUCUUCUUGGUAUUCUUAUCUUUCCUGGAUGCAUGCUUCUCUUCAGUAAUCAUGCCAAAGAUGAUUGUGGACUCCCUCUAUGAGAGGAAAACCAUCUCCUUUGAAGGAUGCAUGAUACAGCUCUUUUUGGAACAUUUCCUCGCUGGGGCAGAGGUAAUUAUUCUCACAGCCAUGGCCUAUGACCGUUAUGUGGCCAUUUUCAAGCCAUUACACUACUUUUCCAUCAUGAACUGGAGACUCUGUAGAAUUCUAGUGAUGAUAGCCUGGACAGGUGGCUUCUUACACUCUAUCACACAAAUUCUCUUCACUUUCAAGCUGCCCUUUUGUGGUCCCAAUGUCAUUGACCAUUUCAUGUGUGACUUGUACCCAUUACUGAAGCUUGCCUGCACUGACACUCAUAUCUUUGGCUUUUUGGUAGCUGCUAACAGUGGGUCUAUCUGCAUUAUAAUCAUUUCCUUGUUGCUUGUUUCCUAUGGUGCCAUCUUGUUCUCUCUCAGAACUCAUAGAUCUGAAGGGCGAAGGAAAGCUCUCUCCACCUGUGGAUCCCACAUUGCUGUUGUGGUUUUGUUUUUUGCCCCAUGCAUAUUUAUAUAUGCACGGCCUCCAACUGCCUUCUCCUUUGACAAAAUGGUGGCAAUAUUUUAUACCAUCCUAUCUCCCUUGCUCAAUCCUAUGAUUUAUACUUUCAGGAAUAAAGACAUAAAAAAUGCUAUGUGGAAAGUGUGGAAGAGAUUGAUAUGGUAG
This is a messenger RNA of Castor canadensis (American beaver), 921 nucleotides long. RefSeq names its product olfactory receptor 4C15-like. Gene Ontology annotation, cellular component: membrane. NCBI's taxonomy places the organism in Eukaryota, Metazoa, Chordata, Mammalia, Rodentia, Castoridae. Gene Ontology annotation, biological process: G protein-coupled receptor signaling pathway. The record is from RefSeq and is a predicted model, not a curated record. Gene Ontology annotation, molecular function: G protein-coupled receptor activity; olfactory receptor activity.